AUGCAUUCGCCCACGUUGACACAGAAUGAGAGUCUGCAUGAAAGAACGUGUCUUAUCUGUUAUGGCUCCGAGUCUGGAAAUGCGCAAGAAUUGGCUGGUGACCUGGGUCACCUCGCCGAACGCCUUCAUUUUGUCACCCGUGUGGCCGAGAUGAAUGCCGUGGAGCUGGCUGAUCUCUCUCGAUUCAGCCUUGUCAUCUUGGUUAUAUCGACUACAGGCCAGGGUGAUCUCCCCGCAAAUGCGAGGGCGUUUUGGAAGAGCCUCCUUCGAAAACGCCUUCCAGCAGACUACCUUCAACAUGUAAAAUUUACCUCAUUUGGACUGGGAGAUAGUUCUUAUCCAAAGUUCAACUGGGCUGUUCGUAAACUUCAUAAACGUUUUCUCCAGCUAGGCGCCAAUGAAAUAUAUCCACGUGGAGAGGCCGAUGAACGUCAUCCUGAAGGACUUGACGGAUGCAUACUUCCAUGGGCUAUUGAUUUGAAGAAGCACCUUCUGGAGCGGUAUCCCUUGCCUAAAGGAGUGCACUCUAUCCCUGAUGAUGUUCUGUUGCAACCAAAGUGGACAUUGGAAUUUGUCAAUCUGCCAGAGGGCGGCAAAGCUUCCGAAAUUGAGCCCAAUAUAAAGCCUGCAGCUCAGCCAGCGGAGCCGAUUGAGACAAAUAGGCUGCCAGAUCCGGCCAUACUACCGAUCCCAAACACGUUGACGGCGACGUUGUCGAGGAAUGAGCGUGUGACGCCGUCAAACCAUUGGCAAGACGUUCGACAUCUUACACUGACCACAUCAGCCAAGUUGGAUUACUUACCAGGUGAUCUGUUGAUGCUCUUCCCGAAGAAUUUUCCAGAGGAUGUGGAGCAAUUACUGGAAUUGAUGGGCUGGACUUCCCAUGCAGAUGAGCCCAUCAAGUUUGUCCCCACCUACCCGUCUCAGAAUACACAGGCAUACCCUCCGCCGCCCGUCUCAAAUUUACUUCCAUAUCCUCAAUUGACCCUUCGAAGCCUCCUGACUCAUUAUUUGGACAUUACUUCGAUCCCAAGGCGCUCCUUCUUUGCUCUGGCCGCUCACUUCACCAAGGACACGAUGCAAAAGGAGCGGCUCCAAGAAUUUGCAAAUCCAGAGUUCACGGACGAGCUUUAUGACUACACUUCUCGACCGAGGCGAAGCAUACUUGAAGUCCUUCAGGAGAUGGAUACGGUCAAAAUCACUUGGAGAUGGAUCGCAAACGUCAUCCCGCCAAUACGCGGUAGACAAUUUAGCAUUGCGAGCGGUGGCAAUUUGAAGAGGUGCCCUAAUGGGAAUGCCAAGUUCGAGCUCUUGGUCGCCAUCGUCAAAUAUAAAACUGUAAUCAAAAGGAUUCGACAAGGCGUCUGUACUCGAUACCUUUCACAGCUGCCGGAAGGGACACAACUCAACAUUCUAUUGCAGCGAGGUGGCCUCAACAUGUCUGCGAGCGAGAUGCAGAAACCUGUCAUCAUGAUUGGUCCAGGCACCGGUGUUGCGCCAAUGAGGUCUCUGAUUUGGGAGCGGUAUGCUCUUGCCGAGGAGAAACAAAGCCCGGUUAAAAGGGACGCAGGGGAAUCUUCAGAAAGUGAAAGCUCUUCCCCUGUGGGAGAAAAUGCGCUUUUCUAUGGAUGCCGAAACCGUGAAGCUGAUUUCUUUUUCGAAAAGGAAUGGGAUGACAUUGGUUCAAAGAUGAAUCUUGAGGUCCAUGCUGCCUUUUCUAGGGAUCAGCGAGGAAAAAUCUAUGUUCAAGAUCUCGUAAGGAAGCAAUCGGAGCUGGUCUACCGCCUUCUCCAUGAAGCGCUUGGUAUCAUCUACAUAUGCGGGUCAUCUGGCAAGAUGCCUCAAGCAGUCCGUGAAGCUCUCAUAGAGGUCUUUCAAAAGGAAGGGAAGUCUGACCGCCAGAACGCGGAAAACUAUCUCUUGAAUAUGGAGAAACAAGGUCGAUAUAAGCAAGAGACCUGGUAA
Xylona heveae TC161 is the source of this 1965-nucleotide messenger RNA. RefSeq names its product riboflavin synthase domain-like protein. The transcript is spliced from 6 exons. Gene Ontology annotation, cellular component: cytosol. Gene Ontology annotation, molecular function: NADPH-hemoprotein reductase activity; flavin adenine dinucleotide binding; FMN binding. Lineage: Eukaryota; Fungi; Ascomycota; Xylonomycetes; Xylonales; Xylonaceae. The record is from RefSeq and is a predicted model, not a curated record. The coding region runs from base 1 to 1965 and encodes 654 amino acids.